Molecule: messenger RNA, 2286 nt
Organism: Naegleria lovaniensis
Lineage: Eukaryota; Heterolobosea; Eutetramitea; Acrasida; Naegleriidae
Exons: 2
Coding region: 1-2286 (761 amino acids)
Source: RefSeq, a predicted model, not a curated record
AUGAUUCAACCACCACCUCACGAAGAGAAAUCUCAACUCGACCCUAACACCAUCAUGGUCCAUAUAGAUUACCUUCACAAGAAUCAAGUGGAUAUUAAAGCCUCUCAAAGUGUUGUUGCGGAAAAUGAUACCAAACAUUAUGAACAACAACAUCAAGAAGAGGAUUUGAAGAUAAUUAUUCCUCAAUCCGAAAGUAUUCCUUAUGUAUUUCCUCAUCCAACAACAACAACAUUGGAAGUGGAAACUUCAAGAAUUUCUUCUCCACGCGCAUCUUCAUCCCUCUCAAGAUUAUUCCUAAAGAAGAAGAAGCGAGAAGAAGCAUUUGCACCAAAAUUCAAUCCAUUGAAUUAUCGAGUGCUGUAUGAGGAAUUGAUGCAAUGUGAGGCUGCUCGUGAACAUUUUCAACACUAUCUCAAAUCGGUUCAUAAUGAAGAGCCUCUCCUCUUUCUCAAUGCCCUUAAUGAAUACAAACAAGAGUAUGCACGAGUGAGGGCAGAGAUGACUGCACUCGUGCAUCGACGAUCUUCAUGCUACGAUGAUGCUAGCAUGUUUUCAAGCACAACUUCAACAGUGUCUGUAUCAACUGUACUAGCCUCUACUCCAACCUCGAAAUCUCAAUUCAGUGGCCCAGUUGAGGAAGAAUCAUGUAGCUCAAGUAGACGCAACUCUUCAUGUCCGUCUUCACCUUCGUCUCCAACUUCCCCCACGCGCUUGAAUCAUCAUCCUUGUAAAUUUCGUCUCCUUUCUCAAAAACUUCAUCAAUGUUCUUGGGGUAACAAGCUUCACACAACGACCUUGGACGAAGAAGCCACGAUUUUCAAACGAGUCAUGCUGCUAUGGGAGAAACUAAAUGAAAUUUCUGACUUGUUCAUUGCACCCUCCAGCAAGUAUGAAUUGAAUCUUUCCAAAAAGCACUCGGAACCCUUAGUGAAUGCUUUUUCUGAUAUUGCAAGCUUGUUGAAUGCCAUUCGUCCCUUCUUGUCCAUAAUGCCUUCCUCUCCAAGCAAGCUCAGCAAAGAAAAACGAAACUCUUCAAACAGCAAUGUGGCAGCUGCUAUUUUAGAAUUGAGACGAAAUAGUGAAGCUUCCACUCGGUCUUCACAUACGAGUGCAAGCUCUGGUUCUGGUGUAUCGAGUGAGGAUCAAGUUGUGGAUUAUGAAGACAAUAUCUUUUACAGCCCAUGCAGAAUUCUUGAAAGAAUGAAUCCAGAUCUGUUGUUUACCUCUAUUGAAUUUCAAGUGAAUUUAGAUUUAUCAAUGGAUCAACUUCCACGUUAUGCUCGCUCGAAAGAGUUGUUCACAUUUCUUGAAGAGAAGGGAGAAGAUUUUACGAGAUCGAUCGCGUUGGAUAUUUCUAAAGGUUCCCAUUGGGAUAUUCGAUUCAAAUACAAUGAUUUUCAUUCUCCCUUUAUUACCGAUCGCGACAUUUACUUUGCUUACAUGCUCUCUAAAGAUACACCAGAUUGGGAAGAGUUGUCCUUCUCAAGCCAUCCGAAUCUAUUGCAAACAUUCUUUUCGAAAACAUCCCAUACCAUUGGGCAGGAGAAAAUGAAAGGUUUAAGGUUAUUUAAGAUGGUCUUACAUUUACCCUAUAAUAUCGAGGAUGUAUGGGCAUGUUAUUGUGACGUCAACUGUCGUUUGGAAGUUGAUUUUAAUUUGGGUGACGAUUUACGUUUGGAUGAUUAUCUUUCACCAGUCCUUCCAAACACUCCUGAAUUGUUGACCAGCACUCCAACGACUGCUCACAACCACAGCAACCACAGUCCCCUCUCAUUACAAUUUGGUUCAGGCACACUCGAUCCUAAACUUCCGUUUGUGAAAACAAGAUUCUUUCCUUUCGUAAUGACAUCGAUCAAAGAUCCACAUACAGAGGGUUAUGUGGUUGUUGGCCACACCAGAUCUCUACAAGAUCCUAUGGGCCUUAAUAUCAACAAUAAGGAAGUAGCUUCUUCUCUUUUUCAUUACAUGCUCUUUCCGUUGGGUGACCAUUCUACUCGAUUGGUUCACACAUCGUACACUGAUUUUCUUUUACCAAUGGAUUCUAAGAGUAUUGGAAGAGCAAUUUGGAAGAAACGAUGUAAAAUGUUACAAAAUGGAUUUCAUAAGGUUCUGAAAGAAAGGACCAUGGGCGGAACAAAACAUGUGGAAUUGUCUCGAGUCCAUGACAACAUGAAAUACUUCCAAUGUGUGAAAGAUAAUUCAGAAAGAUUUAAAAAUCGUUCCUGGUUUUUGGAAUUUGAAUCUCUUUCGAAUUGUAGUAACAACAACAAUGAAACAAUAACCUAG